Messenger RNA from Alnus glutinosa, 3612 nucleotides. RefSeq lists its product as uncharacterized. Gene Ontology annotation, molecular function: protein phosphatase activator activity. The record is from RefSeq and is a predicted model, not a curated record. The transcript is spliced from 24 exons. Bases 279 to 2939 code for a protein of 886 amino acids. Gene Ontology annotation, cellular component: protein phosphatase 4 complex; nucleoplasm. Gene Ontology annotation, biological process: protein dephosphorylation. Lineage: Eukaryota; Viridiplantae; Streptophyta; Magnoliopsida; Fagales; Betulaceae.
UUCUCUUAUCGAAGCUCGGGGCGGACACUUUGCACAGAAAAGAAUAAAAAGCAGUGAGAGAUAGAAUCGCGAGGUUCACACUGCUACGUUAAUGGCGGUUAGGGUUUUUCAUUGAUCUCCCCCCAAGUAAAAAGACCUUAAUCGCCUUCCUGCGCUUUCUCUCUCUUCUCUUCCCCAAAAACCAAAAAACCCUAAUUUAUAUUACUUGAGGCGCAUCAAGUUCGAUCGAAUUUCUCUAAUUUGGGCUUCGAGUUUGAAUCGCGGAUAUAGGAGCUGGCAUGGGCGCGCCAGAGAAGUCGCAGGCCAACGCCAAUUCGAUGCAGCGUGUUAAGGUAUACCGUUUGAAUGAUGAUGGGAAAUGGGACGACCAAGGAACUGGGCAUGUCAGUGUUGACUAUUUGGAGCGAUCAGAAGAGCUGGGUUUGUUCGUUGUUGAUGAAGAAGACAAUGAGACAUUACUUUUGCAUCGUAUUAGCUCAGAUGACAUUUACAGAAAGCAAGAAGAUACAAUUAUCUCUUGGAGGGAUCCAGAAUAUUCUACAGAAUUAGCACUUAGUUUUCAAGAGACCACAGGGUGCUCUUACAUAUGGGACCAUAUCUGCAAUGUGCAAAGAAACCUGCAUUUCAGUACUCUUAACAACGAGACAUUUCACAGUGUGAACAGCGAGUUGAGGGAGUUGCCUGCAGUUGAGCUAUCCACACUUCCUCUCAUACUUAAGACUGUGGUUGAAAGUGGCAUUGCUGAUCAGAUGCGACUGACAGAACUCAUUUUGAAUGAUCAAGAAUUUUUCCGAAAGCUGAUGGACCUGUUUAGAAUAUGUGAAGACUUGGAAAAUAUUGAUGGUCUUCACAUGAUAUACAAAAUAGUCAAGGGAAUUAUUUUGCUCAAUAGUCCUCAGAUCUUCGAGAAGAUAUUUGGUGAUGAAUUGAUCAUGGAUUUUAUUGGUUCACUGGAGUAUGAUCCCGAGGUCCCUCAUGUCCAACAUCAUCGUAAUUUUUUAAAAGAGCAUGUUGUUUUCAAGGAGGCGAUACCAAUUAAAGAUCCUUUAGUUCUGUCAAAGAUACACCAGACGUACAGAGUUGGUUAUUUGAAGGAUGUUGUUUUGGCUCGAGUAUUGGAUGAGGCCACGAUUGCAAAUCUCAAUUCCAUAAUUCAUUCAAACAAUGCUAUUGUUGUUUCUUUGUUAAAGGAUGAUAGUACCUUUAUUCAGGAAUUAUUUGCUAGGUUGAGAUUGCCCUCCACCUCUGCGGAGUCUAAGAAAAAUUUGGUAUAUUUCUUGCACGAGUUUUGUAGUUUAAGCAAGAGCCUGCAGAUGGUCCAGCAACUUCGUCUAUUUAGGGAUCUCAUGAAUGAAGGAAUCUUUGACAUCAUAACUGAUGCUUUGCAGAGUCAAGACAAAAAGCUUGUUUUAACUGGGACAGAUAUCCUCAUUCUUUUCUUGAAUCAGGACCCAAACCUUCUUCGUUCUUAUGUAGUUCGGCAGGAAGGAGCUCAACUUCUGGGACUCUUGGUUAAAGGAAUGACAACAGAUUUUGGGGAGGACAUGAAUUGCCAGUUUCUUGAAAUUCUGCGUAGUUUACUGGAUUCGUACACAUUGUCCGGAGCACAGAGAGAUACUAUUAUUGAGAUUUUCUACGAGAAGCAUUUGGGUCAACUAAUUGAUGUUAUAACAGCAUCUUGUCCUUCGGAAGGCAUAGCUCAAUCAAGCGGUAAAUCUAUGGGAUCUGGUGGAAGAAUUGGAAAUCAAAAUGGCACAAAGCCUGAAAUACUGUCAAACAUAUGUGAAUUGCUAUGCUUUUGUGUUCUGCACCAUCCAUAUAGAAUAAAGUGUAACUUUCUCCUUAAUAACAUGAUAGAUCAAGUUUUGUUGUUGACACGAAGAAGGGAAAAAUACCUAGUUGUUGCUGCUGUUCGUUUUGUUCGCACUAUUCUUUCCCGCCAUGAUGAGCAUCUGAUAAAUCAUAUUGUUAAGCACAACCUUCUCAAACCAAUUGUGGAUACCUUUGUUGGUAAUGGUAAUCGUUACAAUCUGCUCAACUCGGCAGUUUUAGAACUUUUCGAGUACAUUCGAAAGGAGAACCUUAAAUUUUUGCUUAAAUAUAUAGUUGAUUCGUUCUGGAACGAGUUGGUCAAAUUUGAGUAUUUGGUUUCCAUUAACUCACUAAAAGUUAAAUAUGAGCAGUCCCUGGAGAAUUGUGGACCAAAAGGCAUUGGUAAUGUGUCAGACCCCAGAAAGCGAAUUGAUGAGCGUGCUCUGGAGAAAGAAGAGGAAGAAUAUUUCAAUGAGGACAGUGAUGAAGAAGAUACAGCAUCUGCAUCAAUUUCAAAUACCCAAAAAGUACAAUCUCAACCUGUUUUAUCUAAUGGAGUUACUCCAAGCUACCCGCCAUUAAGUCCUAGAUCUGGUGGACUGGUUGACUAUGAUGAUGAUGAGGAUGAUGAAGACUACAGACCACCACUGAGGAAGCAGCCAGAAACUUCUGAUGAAGAUGAAGGAACAAUGGAGUCUCUUAGGUUGAAGCGGAAACUGGUAUCCAAGGAUAACAAGCCUGAGGUGUCAAAGAAGCAGCGGAUUGGAAAAAACUCAAAGUCAAAAGAAAGUGUUUUUACUGCUCUGUGCUCAACCUUAAGCCAGGCAGUGCUACCUAGUAAGAAAACUGCAAGCACCACACAAGCGACUCCGCACACAGCUGAUGCUGAUGGGAACCAAAGCUCAAGUGAAGAAAAUCAUCAGGAGAAUAAACCUGACACUGACAGAAGCUGUUCUGAUAACAACAGCAGUACUACAGAUGAGAACCACAGAGAGAAGGACCUUCCUGCUUCUAGAAUAUGUUCUGAUCACUUGCAUAGCACUUCAGAUGAUAGACAGUUGGGUGGAGAGGACUCUCCAUUAAUACCACCAAAAUCCUCACCAGAAAUGGCUGUAAAUGGAUCCUAAUUUAUGCAGCAUCACAUUCAGAGGGGUUGCCAUUGUUUGUUCAGUUUUCUUCAACUCGUGGGAUGUUCUUGGUGGUGGAACCGAAGGAAAUAAUGCAUUUCAAAAGAGAAGAAGUGAACAGAGGGGCAUGAGUUUGGUUGAUGGCUUUGCAUUGAUGAUAGGAGGGGUUACUGUAUAGAGCUACUGAGAGGCAAAAAGUAAUCCAAACAACGUGGGCCCAUUCUCCCCCUUUCACUUGGUCCUUCUGAUGCUUUGAGCUUAGCUUAGCAAUUGUCUUCUGUACAACAUUUAUCAGCAUUAUCUUUUUCUUUUUAUUUUUUCUUCCAAUUUUCUUACAUGUUUUCUUUUGCCUUGUUUUUUUUUUUUUUUUUUUUUUCAAUAACCCUUUAUUUGUUUUUGUCCAUUUUUGGCUAUGUGAAUCAUAUGAUAUAGGGGGCACAAAUGUUUGCCCUUCAUAGUUCUGCAGUUUUGUGGUGGGUGUUGUUGUAAUAGAGGCCUGGUGAGGUGGUUAGAGGUCAAAGUUUUCCAAACGUAGUUGCAGUAGUGAAACUCAUUAUAGAUAGGCCAGUGUAAAUUAGAUUUUGAACACUUUCUAACUUUUGAAGGGUCUCCAAAAGAUCUUGCCAUCGCUUCUAAUUAACAUUAUGAAUUUACUAUUCUGCUAUUUCUUUUA